Peniophora sp. CBMAI 1063 is the source of this 1776-nucleotide messenger RNA. Lineage: Eukaryota; Fungi; Basidiomycota; Agaricomycetes; Russulales; Peniophoraceae. The record is from the annotation of a GenBank genome assembly.
AUGGCCAGCUCUGAGCCAGGCUUCACGGCCACACCGCUCAUUAAUCGCAUGCCGAUUGAACUACUCACGGAUAUCUUCGCCUGGCUGGCCCUCAUCGACGUGAUCGGAGAGCUAGAGGUUGACGCGAACGACCCGGACGACGAUGUCGACGAAGACUCGGACGGAGAGUCACAAGGGGUUGACUGCGGCGAGGAGGACAUGCAGUGCGAUGAAUCGUCGGAUACGGGCUCGGAAUACACCUAUUCCUCUCAAUCAGACCUCCCGCUUCGCGUCUCUUGGGGCUGGGCCCGUGUAACGCAUGUCUGUAGCUUAUGGCGUAACAUUGCGCUUGCCUGCCCUUCACUUUGGACCACUAUACCUCUCGAUCUUCCGCUGCACUGGGUUGACGAGCUCAUCAAGAGAAGCGGAGAAGAGUCUGUGCGAGUAGUCGGCACGGACACAUUCCUCGGCUUUGAUCUCGCAACACACAGAGCGUUGAAGCGGAUUCGGAGCAUCGAGGUCGACUUCGGAAGUCCGGCCAGGAACGAUCACCCUCCCUUCUUAACACACCCUUUCCCUGCGGCCACAGAAAUGACCCUUCACGGCCAAUUUCACGAGUGCGGCUGGAUCUUCGACGAGAACAUUUUCCCUCGACUGACUCUUCCUGAGGAAUCCACGGAGUUGCAUCUGAUAUGCGAACCUCGUUAUGUCGUCGGCCGUGAUCUAUUCACGGUGACAGAGGUCAUAGAUAUCAUCGGCAACUUGGCCAACAUGGAGAUACUCUCCUUAGCAAAUUGCUUCCCACUUCUAGAUGAUGAGGAUGUUCCUCUCCUCACCUUCAACCUCGCUCGCAUCGAGUUCCCCCGCUUGCAGGCCCUCACGUUUGUCGAGGAGAACAACACGGCGAAAGCAGCCAUACUGUUCUUCAACAAUGUUCGCUUUCCGGCUUCUGCGCGCGUCAAUGUCUCAUGCCUCAUCAUAACGCGCGAUCCUAGUAUGGAUCAUGGACCACCGACAACGAUUUCAUUAGACCUCGAUAGCUUCUUCUGGCGCGGCGAUCCGGAAUUGGCACCCCGAACGCUCGCCAUCAUACAGAGCGGUACCACAUGGCGCGGUAUCGACGUACACGCAUGGCGUGAGCUCAAGUUUGGCGUAGAUGGCUCGCCAGACUUCCUUCAGACGGACAAGCUCCCUCUAUACCUGGUGGAUGAGAUGUUCAUGGAACGAUCGACCAACGCCGGCGAUAUCGCCAUACAGUAUCGAUAUGAUUUUGGCAGCCCGCAUGAAGAUAUGGGUUGGCGCUGGGCGCUCUUCAACCAGCCACAAGAUGUUCUUUCGAACGUCCGGGCCCUCACGCUCUCGUUGGCCGAAGGACCGUUGGCAGUGAUACAAUCUCUCGAAGGGGGAUACAUGUCACUUCUUCGCGCGGCCCGCCGGGUCGAGCACCUGCGCCUUGCCGGACAUCAUCCGGAUGCCAGGCAUAGCACCGCGGCCGCGGUUCUGCCGGCCCUCUGCGAAUUCAACGAGGAAGCCCAGGUGGGAACGCUGGAACGCUGGGCGCUCAUGCCGGCUCUAUGCACGUUGACACUGCAGAAUAUGGAUCCAUAUGCGGAGAUGGAGUCCGGAGAGACCUUGCCGGAUGCUCUUCGGGAAGUCGUUCGCGUCCGCGCCGAUGGUGGAAGCCCGCUCAGGACCAUCUAUAUACAUAAUUGGAUGUUCAACGACGAUGACGAGCUUUGGAGAGAAGGGCUGGCUCAUGUACCUAUCCCUGUAGUAUACGACAUACGGAUGCAUUGA